This is a messenger RNA of Aspergillus aculeatinus CBS 121060, 537 nucleotides long. RefSeq lists its product as uncharacterized. The coding region runs from base 1 to 537 and encodes 178 amino acids. The transcript has 3 exons. Lineage: Eukaryota; Fungi; Ascomycota; Eurotiomycetes; Eurotiales; Aspergillaceae. The record is from RefSeq and is a predicted model, not a curated record.
AUGAAGCUUGCUUACACUAUCUUCACACUACUUGCUAUAGCAUCGAAACUGCUGGGGAAACCUAUCUCCGAAGGCAGCUCUCAGCAAGACGUCCAUCCCGCCGCAACCCCAGAUAGCCCACUCCAGAAUAUCGACCCAAGCACCGGCGUUGACGAUGUGAUCGCCACCCUUCUGAAGAUCGGCGUCGAUCAUCCCGCUCCUUUAGUCCCAAACCCGGGCCAUCACCGACUCCCUCGACACAUUGAUUGCCCAGACGCUCCUUCUCAGCUAUUAGAGUCCUAUCGAGAGCACCGGGUGACUGCCAACACCGUCAUCUUGAAGCCGACCUAUACUCAUUUGCUGAAGGUGAUUUCGGAACAGUAUUGCAAGGAAAUACACGAGUGGGUAGGGCAGUUUCGCAUCAAAUUACUGGUCUCGACGGUAACCGCCAAUGCCAUCCUCGUGCUCCCGGAUGCGGUUUUAAGCGAGGCGGCGUGGGCGGUUCAGGAUCGCGAGUUUCCACCUGUUCAAGCGGCCUUUCAUGGGCCUUACAACUAG